UCAACUCUGGGCUUGAACACACUGGUUGACUCUCCCUCGCCGUGCCAUCUCUCUCUCACUCUCACGCCCGCACACGCCUCUCCCACGCACUCACACGCCUUCCCUCCACGCCUUGGCCCCUCCCACGCCUCGCCGGACCCUCCACGCGACUCCAGCGGCGUAAACACUCAGAGAAACAUGAAGAGUGUGAGGUAAACUUGAUGCGUGAAAAGUGACACUCAAUCUUUCAUUUCUCAUUGCUUUUGUGACACCCGAACGAGACCUGUGCGUGCGUGUGUGCGUGUGGCGUGCGUUUGCGUGUGUUGCGCGGGGUGUUGCGUGUGUUGCGUGUGCGUGUGGAGUGCCUCAGUAUCCUUAGACGUGGAGGGAAACACGCAAACUUGAACUGAAAGGGGAAACAGGUUUUUUGUGUGAGGAAACGUGAGAAGAGGUGGAAAAAAAAAAGGUUGAUUUUUGAGGGAGUGUGAUUGGUAGACUUUGAUUUCCGUUCACGUCUUCCUCCUCGUCUUGUCAGUCUGCAGCUCGGCGACACGAUGAACGCAGACCACAACUCACUCCCCAUUGGCCCAACACUGUGACGUCACACCUCUGUCCAGCCAAUCACCGUCCACGCCAUGGCCCGCGGCGGGGAGGGAAGGUGGUGACCCGCUCCUGACCUCGUGUUCGGAGCCCCCGCUAAGGUCAAAGGUCAAAGUCGCCCGCCCACACCCCCGCCCACUCUCUCGCGCGCCGCCCACCCGCCAUGGCCGCUGAGAAGGGAUGCCGGCCCAUGACCAUCACACAGAUUCGUGAUUCAGAUAGAGUCAACAAAGUAUUCGGAGCGGAUGAGAAUGACGGAGGAAUUGGUGUCUGCGGGUGGAUCCUGACGGGGCUGUCAUGGAUCCUUGUGCUGGCGACUAUGCCCUUCUCCUUCUGCGUCUGUUUCAAGGUCGUUCAGGAGUACGAGAGGGCAGUCAUCUUCCGCCUGGGUCGACUGCUGCAGGGAGGCUCCAAAGGGCCAGGAAUCUUCUUCAUCUUGCCAUGCAUUGAAUCCUACUCUAAGGUAGACUUGCGGACCAGUGUGUUUGACGUGCCGCCCCAAGAGGUUCUCACCAAAGACUCAGUGACGGUGAGUGUGGACGCCGUGGUGUAUUACCGAGUGAGUAACGCCACUGUGAGUGUUGCCAAUGUGGAAAACGCCCACCACUCCACGAGGCUCCUGGCGCAGACCACGCUGAGGAACAUGCUGGGAACGAAGAACCUACACGAGAUCCUGGGUGAUAGGGAGUCCAUCUCGUGUGACAUGCAGGGCGUGUUAGACGAUGCCACAGAGAACUGGGGCAUUAAGGUGGAGAGAGUGGAAAUCAAGGACGUGCGACUGCCUGUUCAGCUGCAGCGCGCGAUGGCAGCAGAGGCGGAGGCAGCGAGAGAGGCCAGGGCUAAGGUGAUCGCUGCCGAGGGAGAACAAAAGUCCUCCAGAGCACUCAAGGAGGCAGCAGACGUCAUCGCCCUCUCGCCCGCCGCCCUCCAGCUUCGCUACCUCCAGACGCUUAACACCAUCUCCGCCGAGAAGAACUCCACCAUCAUCUUCCCGUUGCCCAUCGACUUCCUGCAGCACUUCAUGGGCGGGAAGGAGUGACGUCUGCGCCUCCUCUCCCCGCCUCCUCCCGCCCGCACCCUGAAAUGCCUCUUUCUCAAUAGUUUUUAUACAUCACUAUAAAUGUUAUAUACAGAAGAUAUAAAGUCUAUAUAUAUAUAUUAUAUUAACAAUAAGCUCAUAGACAGUUGCCUAAAAAAACAAUCUUAGGAUAAUGGUAGCAAUUUUUUGUGUCCCUAAAGAGGAAAUGAGACAGAGGGAGGGGAAAAAAAAAGAGGGGAAACCAGUGAAGUGAAUGAAAUUCGUGGACUGCAAGUGUUUUAGGGACUUGCAUUCUUUCCCUGUUUUAUUGGGAAACAUUUUAGAAUACUACGGUAAACAUGUGGCGCAAUUGCGAAGCUUUGAUGCGAUUUUUAUUUGAGUUACUGCUUUAAUUUCUGAGUCGUUUUCUAUUCUCAGUUGCUUAUGAACGCGGUGACUAGACGCAUUCUCUUCCGUGGCGCGAGUCUUAAAUUUUCUUUUUAUCGGUCUGUUAGGUUAGCCAUAAUUUCAAGGCGUUACUUGUUC
This is a messenger RNA of Portunus trituberculatus (swimming crab), 2143 nucleotides long. RefSeq names its product band 7 protein AGAP004871-like. Gene Ontology annotation, cellular component: plasma membrane. The coding region runs from base 743 to 1618 and encodes 291 amino acids. The record is from RefSeq and is a predicted model, not a curated record. The transcript is spliced from 11 exons. NCBI's taxonomy places the organism in Eukaryota, Metazoa, Arthropoda, Malacostraca, Decapoda, Portunidae.